This is a messenger RNA of Aspergillus puulaauensis, 267 nucleotides long. RefSeq lists its product as uncharacterized. NCBI's taxonomy places the organism in Eukaryota, Fungi, Ascomycota, Eurotiomycetes, Eurotiales, Aspergillaceae. The record is from RefSeq and is a predicted model, not a curated record. The transcript has 4 exons. Bases 1 to 267 code for a protein of 88 amino acids.
AUGACUAAAGAGCUGAGCUUCGAUAUCCGGUUCGCUAGUGUUCCGGCUCAUGAGCAGUAUGGUGAUGGGAAGGAGCUCGCAGAUAGAGUCCGCGAAAUAUAUAAAGGCAAAAACCUUGAGAUCCCGGAUGACUUCGACUCGACUUUGACUACGCCGCCUGUUCAUUUCAUGCAGGUGUUCGCGCCCGACGACGUGGACAUCGACGAGCUGAAAAAGGUGACUGUUCCACGUGGGUUGGACAUCGACAUUAUGGAAUUCCUGUAUUAG